AUGAGGAACUGUUCCUUGCUCUCACAAGCCGACGGGAUGGCUGUUGAUACUGAUCAGCCAUCCACCAUGGAAGUAAAUGAUGAGAAUGGGGGAACUAAGAAAAGCCCGUCGAAUGGUGAGGGCGGGAGCAGCAGCAACAUCUACAACAUUGGUGAUAAGGAGCAGUGGUGCUUAUCAAUUCUAGGGUACAUCAAGUCCUUCUCCAGGCAAUACGCCUCCGAGCUUUGGUCGCACAUCGAGAAGUUAGACGAUGAGGUUCUCACCCAAGACAUCCACCACCUUUUACGAAGAGCUGUAUAUUCCAGUUUGCGACGACCGAACGAGCUUUCAUCUGGAUGA
This is a messenger RNA of Linum trigynum, 339 nucleotides long. NCBI's taxonomy places the organism in Eukaryota, Viridiplantae, Streptophyta, Magnoliopsida, Malpighiales, Linaceae. The record is from the annotation of a GenBank genome assembly.